AUGGGGAACCGACGCCUCAUCCCGCUGGUUGUCUUCCUCAUCAUCGGGGCGUGCGCUCCUCACGCUCACGCAUCAUCCCGCCGCGGACUCGCAUUAAUCAACUCCAGCUCGUCAUCUGACGCAAACGGCGAUGUUGUCACAUGGGUCUCUGGCCGUGAGCCUGAUAUCACCACUAGUAGUACGGCACUUCAGGAAGACGACUUCGAUCCCGAUGCUAGGGACUUCCAUGCCGGCCCAGCGCAACGUCGUUCGCGCAACAGCGGGCUCGCAGCAGCCCACGGCAGCGCUAGCGGCGCGUUCCGCAUGGCCAGCAGCAGCGACGUGACGAUUCGCCAUCACACUUCUCGCGGAAAAGGCAGGUGGACGGUUCGCGAGCCGGGCGGCGGAAGGAACGGCGGCUCUGGAAGCGCGCAGGGCGGAGCGCUUCAUGUGACGCGCGGCGGCGCACAAUGGAAUCCCUCAAGUGGCGGUCCGUCCCACCAGCUGCAGAGCAACGAGCGGCGGCAGCAGCACGCGGGGUUCCGCAUGGCAACAGCGAAGGACGUGGCGCUGCGACACACGGCGGGGAACGGCGAUGAGUCGUCAUUUCCGCUGGAAGAGAGCAAUCACGGAACGAAUCGUGGCGUUAACUACUAUCGUGGUGACGAGUACCGCGGGGGUGACAACAACGAAAAUGAUAGCGAUAACAGCGGAGAAGAUUUCGGACGACUCGACGUGAAUUGUGACGGCGGCGAUGGAAGCAACGGUGGAGGUGACGUGAGCAACGGCGAUGGCAGCGGCAGCAGCGGAGGGGGCAGCGGCGUGGACGUAGCAGCAAUUCUGGAGGUCCACAACAAGGCGCGGCAGGAGGUGGGGGUGCCGGACCUGGCAUGGGACGACGGGGUGGCAGCAACAGCGCAGGAUUGGGCGAAUCAGCUGGCGGGCAGAGGGUGCCCUAUGGAGCACGGCGGCGCGGAGGGCCUUGGGCAGAACCUCUACUGGCGCGCACCUGCAGGGCUCACCCCUGAGGAGGACCGCAUGGCGGUGCAGGCGUGGGUGGAUGAGAGGGCGGACUGGACUCCCAGCCCCAUUCCCGACGGGUGUGCGGACGGCAAGAUGUGCUUGCACUACACGCAGGUGGUGUGGCGGGACACCACUUAUGUGGGGUGUGCCUCUGUGCAGUGCCCUGAUGGCAGCGGCAUGUGGGUGUGCGACUACUCGCCCCCGGGCAACUUUAUUGGAUCCAUGCCGUUCUAG
Messenger RNA from Closterium sp. Yama58-4, 1236 nucleotides. Lineage: Eukaryota; Viridiplantae; Streptophyta; Zygnematophyceae; Desmidiales; Closteriaceae. The record is from the annotation of a GenBank genome assembly.